This is a messenger RNA of Centruroides sculpturatus (bark scorpion), 1029 nucleotides long. Its product is annotated as patched domain-containing protein 1-like. Gene Ontology annotation, cellular component: plasma membrane; cytoplasmic vesicle membrane. The coding region runs from base 1 to 1029 and encodes 342 amino acids. Lineage: Eukaryota; Metazoa; Arthropoda; Arachnida; Scorpiones; Buthidae. The record is from RefSeq and is a predicted model, not a curated record. Gene Ontology annotation, biological process: molting cycle, collagen and cuticulin-based cuticle; endocytosis. The transcript has a single exon.
AUGAGCGUGAAUUGCAGCAAGAUUUUAUCCGAAAAAUUUCGAAGUAUGGGAAUGUGCGUGGCUAGAAACUGGAGUUAUUUUAUUAUGAUUCCAUUAUUCCUGUCGAUAUUACUGGCAACCGGACUUCAAAGAUGGCGCGAAAAUAACGAUUUAAAAUAUUUAUUCGCACCCCUUAACGCACGACAUUCUAAAGAAGAGGUUACCAUAGAAAAGUUGUUUCCCAUGGAUUUAUCCUCCAACGCUAACAUGGAAAGAAUGAACAGAAUCCCCUGUUUAGCCAUUGUUCUAGUUACGGCCAAGGACCAAGGAUCCGUGCUUCGAGAAGAUUUAUACGACGAGAUACUACAAUUAGACGGCAUCGUUCGAAACGUCACCGUUACGCGCGUAACAGACUUAAAAUAUAAAGAUAUAUGCGCGAAAAAUAACAUGAAAUGCUUCGAAAAUUCUAUUCUUUUAUUAAAGGAUCAAGUUAGAGGAAUGCAGAAAGGAAAUUACUCGAUAAAAUAUCCUUUGGAUAAAGAAAAGAUAUUUGAUCUUCACCUGAAUAGCUUAUUUCUGGGGGGUGUUCGAGUCGACGAGAAAAACAACGUGAUUAGUGCCAAAGCUCUAAAGCUGUUUUAUUAUUUAAACGAUAAAACGAGUUACAAUAAUGACAUCGCUUACGAAUGGCAACGCAAGUUUCUAGAUACUUUGACAAGAACUUCGUUUCGUUUCAUUCACGUGGAUAAAUACACUUCCAUUUCCGUCAAAGAAGAGCUCGGCAAGAUUAUGCACAGAAUGUUACCUCGAUUGCAAUUUGCAACAAUAGCAAUUCUAUUGUUUUCAAUAGCCACGUCUCUUCACAAUAACUGGAUCGAAAGCAAACCCUGGAUAGGACUCAUUGCACUGUUAUCUGGAGGAAUGGCUUUGGCAUCGUCUUUUGGCUUCAUCUUGUACUUGGGUGUGCCAUUCAUUGCUUCUAGCGGAUCCAUACCUUUCCUCAUAUUAGGUAAAUAUGAAUACAAUACGUACCAGUGUCUUGUAGAAUAA